UUCCCUUUCAAGCAACCAGCAAGAAUGUAAGUUUACUUUAAAUUAUUUCUUGUCAUCAUUUUUCUUGAUAUCUCUCACGUGAGGAGGGAAUCUUUUCUUCUUCCGCCAGGGCCCAAUCGCCUUUGAGGACGUGGCUGUGGAUUUCUCCCUGGAGGAGUGGGUUCUCCUGAAUCCGGACCAGAAAGCCUUGCACAAGCAGGUCAUGGAGGAGAUGAAUGGGAUUGUGGCCUCUCUCGUAGAUAACGGGGAAAAGAGCCAUGUAUGCACCAAGUACAGGAAGCAUUUGGGACACAACUGGGGCCUUCGUCAACAGCAGCAAGCCCACAGAGAAGAUGAAGGUUCUGCCAAAGAAAGGCCUGACAAAUGCAGUGUAUGUGGGAGGUGUUUUACCCAAAAUAUGGCACUUGUGCUUCACAAGACACUCGAUGUUGGGAAAAGCCAUCUUAAAGGGAAAGUAUCUGCAAAAUGUGUGGUGAAACACAAAAAAUUUCACACAGGUCAGGAACCAUACAGAUGCCAAGAGUGUGGGAAGUGUUUUGCUUCCAGUUCAGCCUUGUUGAGCCACAAAAGACUCCACACAGGAGAGAAGCCAUACCAGUGCCAGGAGUGUGGGAAAUGUUUUGCUGACAGUUCAGCCUUGGUGAGCCACAAAAGACUCCACACAGGAGAGAAGCCAUACAAAUGCCAGGCGUGUGGGAAAUGUUUUGCUUCCAGUUCAAACUUGGUGAGCCACAAAAGACUCCACACAGGAGAGAAGCCAUACCAAUGCCAGGAGUGUGGGAAAUGUUUUGCUUCCAGUUCAACCUUGGUGAGCCACAAAAGACUCCACACAGGAGAGAAGCCAUACAAAUGCCAGGAGUGUGGGAAAUGUUUUACCGACAGUUCAGCCUUGUUGAACCAGGAGUGUAGGAAAUGUUUUGCUUCCAGUUCAACCUUGGUGAGCCACAAAAGACUCCACACAGUAGGGAAGCCAUACCAGUGCCAAGAGUGUGGGAAAUGUUUUGCUUCCAUUUCAGACUUGGUGAGGCACAAAAGAAGCCACACAGGAGAGAAGCCUUACAAAUGCCAUGAAUGUGGAAAAUGUUUUACUCGGACUUCAUCCCUUAACCAGCACCAGAGAACACAUACAGGCUAAAAAACAGCCACUGUGUGUAAAUGUCUGAUUUUAAACAGGACCCUUUGAGAAGUUCUGCGUCAGAUUUGGUGGAGUCCCCGUUCUUGUUAUUUGAACCUGUAAGUUGGAGGUCCUGUUCUCUGGAGCAGCAGAAAGCAAGCUCUGUGUGACAGUGUACAGAUGUGUGAGGGAAGAAUCUUUUUGAUCCCACCACACACACAGAUACCACCAAUUAUAAAGAUGUCUUAUGGAUGAUGAUUUUAAUUAAUUAUUUAUUUAAUUAUCUUCUUCGCUGCCACCAAUGGAGGAGAUGUCGGCAGAUGGCACUGGUUCUUUUUAUACCUUCUUUGUUUAUUUUACCUCAGAUGUUGAUAUUGCUUAACUUGGUAUAUAAUUGUGACAGAGACUUAGAUGGAAUUAAAUCAAAACAAGUUUA
Anolis carolinensis (green anole) is the source of this 1550-nucleotide messenger RNA. RefSeq names its product zinc finger protein 726-like. Gene Ontology annotation, cellular component: chromatin; transcription regulator complex; PcG protein complex. Gene Ontology annotation, biological process: regulation of transcription by RNA polymerase II. The record is from RefSeq and is a predicted model, not a curated record. NCBI's taxonomy places the organism in Eukaryota, Metazoa, Chordata, Lepidosauria, Squamata, Anolidae. The coding region runs from base 203 to 1135 and encodes 310 amino acids. The transcript has 2 exons. Gene Ontology annotation, molecular function: DNA-binding transcription factor activity, RNA polymerase II-specific; RNA polymerase II cis-regulatory region sequence-specific DNA binding.